This is a messenger RNA of Malassezia vespertilionis, 3207 nucleotides long. RefSeq names its product N-acetyltransferase 10 (gene NAT10). The coding region runs from base 1 to 3207 and encodes 1068 amino acids. The record is from RefSeq and is a predicted model, not a curated record. NCBI's taxonomy places the organism in Eukaryota, Fungi, Basidiomycota, Malasseziomycetes, Malasseziales, Malasseziaceae. Gene Ontology annotation, cellular component: nucleolus; 90S preribosome. Gene Ontology annotation, biological process: rRNA acetylation involved in maturation of SSU-rRNA. Gene Ontology annotation, molecular function: ATP binding; tRNA binding; 18S rRNA cytidine N-acetyltransferase activity. The transcript has a single exon.
AUGCGGAAACAGCUGGACCCAAGGAUCCCUACGCUGAUCCGGAAUAAUGUCGCAACAGGACACCGCUCCUUUUUUGUGAUUGUCGGUGAUCAUGGCCGCGACCAAGUAGUGAAUUUGCAUUUCCUGCUUUCGCAGUCGCGUGUCGGCUCGCGGCCCAACGUCCUUUGGUGCUACAAAAAGGACCUUGGCUUCACGACGCACCGCAAGAAGCGCGAGGCGAAAAUCAAGCGCGACAUCAAGCGCGGUGUGCGCGAUCAGGACACUCAGGACCCGUUUGAGCUUUUUGUCGGCGUGACGGAUAUCCGGUACUGCUACUACAAAGAUACGGCCAAAAUUCUGGGCCAAACGUAUGGGAUGCUUGUUUUGCAGGACUUUGAGGCAAUCACUCCCAACCUGCUUGCGCGCACUAUUGAAACUGUAGAAGGCGGUGGGAUUGUGGUGCUCUUGCUUCAGACUAUGUCGAACCUGCGCCAGCUCUACUCGCUCUCCAUGGAUGCACACAGCCGGUUCCGCACCGCGAGCACCGACGAGGAUCCAGUCGCACGAUUUAACGAGCGCUUUCUGCUCUCGCUCAGUUCUUCGCCCAACUGUCUUUUGCUGGAUGAUGAGCUGAAUGUGCUUCCUCUAAGCCGCGGCAAAGAAAUCCGCGCGCUGCCGGAAACGAGCGCAGGCCAAAGUGUAGGCGGCGUCGGAUCGGUGGUGCAAAAAUCAGACACGCGCAAGCAGCGCGACGAGGAACUGGAAUCGGUGCAGUCGGACGUAGCAGAGACCAAGGUGGUAGGCGACGUAAUCAAGCACGCCAAGACACUCGACCAGGCCAAAGCCGUGCUCACAAUCCUCGACGUUUUGGCGAGCAGUUCUCUGUCCACCACCGUCGCACUCACUGCUGGGCGUGGGCGCGGCAAGUCUGCCGCGCUCGGCCUGUGCCUUGCUGCCGCCGUCGCGCAUGGCUACAGCAAUAUAUUCGUCACGAGUCCCAGCCCUGAGAACCUCAAGACGCUCUUUGAGUUUGUGCUCAAAGGCCUGGAUGCUCUGGGCUACGAAGAGGUGGCCGACUGGGAUAUCCAGCGCGGCACGGGUGAGUGGAAAGACGUGGUCGUCCGCGUCAACAUCUUCCGCGAGCACCGCCAGACCAUUCAAUAUAUCCAGCCGCAAGACCACCAAGUUCUGAGUCAGGCAGAGCUUGUGGUGAUCGACGAAGCCGCUGCGAUUCCGUUGCCAAUCGUGCGCAAUUUGUUGGGCCCCUACCUCGUCUUCCUCUCCUCGACGGUGAAUGGGUACGAAGGCACAGGCCGCAGUCUCUCUUUAAAACUUAUCCAGCAACUGCGGCAAGGUGCGGCCGCGACUGGCGACCGAUCCUCCGCGCUCGCAGACCGCGGGCCGAGUGCAAACCUCGCACAAGCUGCGCGUUCGUUGAAGCAAGUGCAACUUGCGGAACCGAUUCGGUACGCAGAGCAUGACCCAGUCGAAGCAUGGCUGCACCAGCUUCUGUGUUUGGACGCGAAUACCGCCAAGCUGUCCGGGUCGCAAUCGCGCGAAACACGCGCUGCGUGCCCUCACCCAAGUGAAUGUGAGCUGUUUAUGGUCAACCGUGACACGCUCUUCAGCUUCCAUCCCGCCUCGGAAACGUUCCUCCAGCGGCUCAUGGCACUCUACGUAGCGAGCCACUACAAAAACUCGCCAAAUGACCUGCAGCUCUUGAGCGAUGCGCCGGCACACGCACUUUUUGUGCUCCUUCCGCCCGCAGUCAAACGCCAGGGCGGCCUGCCCGAGCCAUUGUGCGUGGUGCAAGUCGCGCUCGAAGGUAAUGUGAGCCGCCAAGUGAUCCUCAAUUCGCUCGCGCGAGGAACAAGAGACGCCGGCGACCUGAUUCCCUGGCUCGUCACUCAGCAGUUCCAGGACUCGGACUUUGCCGAGCUGUCUGGCGCGCGCGUUGUACGCAUCGCAGUGCAUCCCGAGUACGCAAAUAUGGGCUAUGGAUCGCGCGCUUUGUCGCUGUUGGAGCAGUUCUACCGCGGCGAGCUUCUGGACCCCGAUGCGCUUGCGCAGCGUCCGAGGCACGGCUUUGCACCGAGUGCACACACCGAUGAAGUGGCAGUGCGCGACGCUGCACAGCUGCCGCCCCUCUUGGAGCGCCUCUCAGAGCGCGAGCCCGAAGCACUGGAUUGGGUAGGCGUUUCCUAUGGCCUCACCCCCAGCCUGUUCCGCUUCUGGAAGCACAACGGGUACGUCCCACUCUACAUCCGCCAGUCUCCGAACGAGUUGACGGGCGAGUACAGCACGGUUCAGCUCAAGACGCUGCGCGAGCAAAGCACGAGCGCUUGGCUUGCCGCGUAUGCCAGCGAUUUUCGCCGCCGGUUCAUCUCCUUGCUCUCUUUCCGCUUCCGUGAACUGAGCACGCUGACGGCAUUAAGCGUCCUUGAAGCCGCGUCCAAGGCUGCAGCAAAAGCACCCGCGGCGCUUCCGCUCGCUGCAGCGGAGCUGCCUUUGCUGCUUAGUCCAUUCGACCUCCGGCGGCUCGAAUCGUACGGGAACAAUUUGCUCGAGCUGCAGGUUGUUCUGGACUUAAUACCCACGCUCGCAUCGCUGUACUUUACCCAUCGUCUUCGCGUCGUUACCGACUUGGACGAUGACAUGGAUGGACAGGGCGAAAAUAUGGAGCUCAUCGUCAGUGGGAUUUCCGCCGCCCUGCUCCUUGCGAUUGGACUGCAGCGUAGAACACUUGACGACGUUGCAGCCGAGCUGCAGCUUCCGCUUAACCAGGCCCACACGCUCUUGGCAAAGUCCGUGCGCUGGAUUGUGAAAAACAUGCGCGCCAUUGAAAAACGGGCGAUUGCGCAGGAAUUGGACGAAACGGUGCGCGGCCAGCAAGUCGCGCCGACCGCUCUCGCGCCGCUGCAAGAAACGCUCGAGGAAGAGCUUGCCGCCGCGGGCUCGAACGCGCUUGCGGAGGAAAAGAAGCGCCAGGAACUGAUCCGGCAGGAUAUCGAAAAAGAUGCGGAACUAUCGCGCUACAUGAUUCCCGGCGCCGAAAAUUGGGACGAGGCCGAGGCGCGCGUCCGGAAAAUGCAAGAGAACCCCUCCAAAGCCUUCUCAAACACCUUUUCCAUCCGCAAGCCCGAGUCAUCCCCUGCGCUCCCUGCCCAGCCAGCCAAGCGCAAAGACAGAAAAGGCGACAAGCAGCGCAGCAAGAAACAACGCGCGUAG